This is a messenger RNA of Beauveria bassiana ARSEF 2860, 1020 nucleotides long. RefSeq names its product RNA-binding protein, rrm type. The transcript has 4 exons. Lineage: Eukaryota; Fungi; Ascomycota; Sordariomycetes; Hypocreales; Cordycipitaceae. The record is from RefSeq and is a predicted model, not a curated record. Bases 1 to 1020 code for a protein of 339 amino acids. Gene Ontology annotation, molecular function: nucleic acid binding.
AUGGCUCCCGUUGCCAAGGAAUUCGACAAAAUUAUUCAAGACGGACGCGAGCGCAAGAAGAAUGAAGCGCUCGCCAGCAAGAUCUUUUCCAAGGGUCGCCGCCAGAGCGCGCCAUCCAAGCUCAAGGCCGCGGCCAGUCCGUCUCUCGCCAGUCGCGUAGGCGUUCGCAAGGUUCCACAGCGCGCCAUCACCUCGGGCCGUCGGGCCAGCGUCCCCAGUGGCAACGUCCACGGCGAAUGGACGCACGACCUACAUCACACUGUCCGCGGCGGCGCGGCUUCUACAGCCCUCGGCUCGCGCGUGACGCUGCCCGGCGGCCAGAACAUCUCCAAGCGGGCCGCGACGCGCCAGGCCAAGCGGGCCGCGACGCGCCAGGCCAAGAUGGCCGCCGCCGCCGCCGACGCCAUGGACAUUGACAACUUCGGCCACGGCAACAACAACAACAGCAGCAGGAACAAGGUGGCCAUCGCGGCGCGCAGCCAGGUCAAUGUGCGUGCGGCAGCAGCAGCGACGCCGCAACAGCAGCAUGGUAUCUCAAUCCGCGGCAUCGCGGGCCCGUACGCUAUUGUGGGACAGAAUUUCGCGCCGGGCACGACGCCGGCCGACGUCGAGAGCGCCAUGACGCCGAUUGGCGGCGAGAUGAUCCGCUGCGAGGUCAUCAAAACGCAGCCAUUCCUCAUGAUGGAGAUGGUGUUUGCAUCCAGAGAGGGCGCGGAGCGCGUCAUCGACACGUUCAACGACAAGACGGCCGACGGUCGCAUUCUCAAAGUAUACCCUAAGAUCGGCGGUUACCAGCACGCCGGCAGCAGUACAGGACAGCAGCAGCAAGGACUUUCGAAACGAGGCAGGCAGCAGCGCAACGAACAGGUCGUGGACGGCACCAUGGGCUUCGCGGGUGGCGAUUUGAUGCAGAGCGUUGUCAGCCACAACAGCAAGCAAAGUGGUGAUCUAUUCAGCGACAGAAUGAUUGGUGGCGGGAGGCGUGCCGGCCGCGGUGGCCGUCGGGGAGGACGCAUGUGA